AUUUUCCCAUAUGGAUUAGAAAUCAAAUUUCGCCUUCCAAAUUGGCUCAUUCUUCGGAAAAACCCUUCCAGAUUCUUGCCGCAUUCCUUAAUCCUUCCAAUAUUUUCACCUCCGAUUACGUUCAUCGUUCGAUCAAUCACCCAGAAUUCCGGCGACGACGACGAAUCAGGAAGUAAUAGCACCAAAAUGGAGUUAGCAGACAAGACGGUUGGAUUUUUGUUAUCGCUAACUAGCUUGUCGAUAUUCACUUACUAUACUUUCUGGGUCAUUAUCCUGCCAUUUGUUGAUAGUGAUCACUUCAUCCACAACUAUUUCUUACCACAAGAAUAUGCCAUCUUGAUACCUGUAUUUGCUGGUGUGGUUCUUCUGUGCUUAUUAGCCAUAUUUGUAGGAAUAGUGAUGCUCAAGUCCAAAAAGAAGAAGGCAUGAGGAUAGAGUUCAGUAUUGUCUGUAUUUUUGAUAGUUUACUUCAAAAAUGUGCUGCCUCGAUGAUUUUCGAACCAUUAUGGUUUGUUUUUUUGUUAAUUGAUUGGUCAAAAAUCUUGUUUUUCAGUAUAAGAUUCAUUUUACUUCAAUUGAAAUUAUUACCAUUUAUUUCUCCA
This is a messenger RNA of Cucurbita pepo subsp. pepo (vegetable marrow), 602 nucleotides long. Its product is annotated as dolichol-phosphate mannose synthase subunit 2. The record is from RefSeq and is a predicted model, not a curated record. NCBI's taxonomy places the organism in Eukaryota, Viridiplantae, Streptophyta, Magnoliopsida, Cucurbitales, Cucurbitaceae. Gene Ontology annotation, molecular function: enzyme regulator activity. Gene Ontology annotation, cellular component: endoplasmic reticulum membrane; dolichol-phosphate-mannose synthase complex. Gene Ontology annotation, biological process: GPI anchor biosynthetic process; dolichol phosphate mannose biosynthetic process.